CAGAGGCAGAAGCAGCGCGUGGCUCAGCAGCAGCAGCAGCAUGGAGGCGGGCGUGCGGGACUCCAAGCUUCAGCUGGUCGUCAGCCACAUCCGGGCCUUUCCGGACUUCCCCAAGAAAGGCAUCGUGUUCAGAGACAUCUGUCCCCUCCUGAAGGACGCGGCUGCUCUCUCUGCAGUGAUCGAUCUGUUUGAAGAUCAUGUGAGGAUCAACUACCAGCAGGUUGAUCUGAUCGUUGGUCUGGACGCCCGCGGCUUCCUGUUCGGCCCCCUGCUGGCCCAGCGGCUGGGCGUGGGCUUCGUGCUGGUGAGGAAGAAAGGCAAGCUGCCCGGAGCCACGGUGGCUGUGACCUAUGACCUGGAGUACGGGACGGCGGAGGCAGAGAUCCAGGAAGACGCCGUGGCUCCGGGUCAGAAGGUUCUGCUGAUCGACGACCUGCUGGCCACAGGAGGAACGCUGUACGCCGCCUGCCAGCUGAUGAGGAAGCAGCAGGCGGAGGUUCUGGGCUGCCUGGUGGUCAUCGAGCUCAAAGAGCUGCAGGGCGUGGACAAGCUGAAGCCGCAGAGGGUCUUCUCCCUGGUCCAGUACUGAGGAACCCCCAGAGCCCCCCGUCCUCUGACGACAGCCGGAAGCCUGGACUUAAACCAACAGCUUCAACCUCAGCUGGCUGCAGACGUUCUCCUGGAGAACUCCAGAACGUUUCUCCUUCUCGUAUCCAGAACAUGAGAGGAUUUAAACUUCCUGCAGCCGGGUGUCUGGGUUCCUCUGAGAACCUCUUCAUGAUUCUGAUCUGUUCUCCUUACUGAGAGCAUGGAGGGUUCUGGGUAUCGGGGUGAUCCAGGAUCUUGGAGACCACUUUACUCUGUGGUCUGUCUCAGAACAGAGUUUGAUGUGAAAAGUUCUGGUGAUUCCACUGAAAGCUCCCCGUUAAGAAGCAGCCGGGGUUUGAGGGGCCGGUGAUGGUUCUGUCUGGUUCUGGUUCUGAGAGGAACACUCCGCUGUGUGAUCAACAUAAUUCCAUUUAAACCUCUUUAAAGUUCUCAUGGCUUCUUGUCGACCGUCUGAAGCUGAUUCCAUAGAACUAAAAUUAUGUUUAAUGUAUUCUAACCAUGUUAGGUUCAUUUUUUAUUAUUUUUAAUACAGAAUGUGUAACUGAUUUGAAACUAAUGAGAUUAAACGGUUC
Messenger RNA from Salarias fasciatus (jewelled blenny), 1181 nucleotides. It is a transcript of the gene aprt, whose product is annotated as adenine phosphoribosyltransferase. The transcript is spliced from 5 exons. Gene Ontology annotation, cellular component: cytoplasm. Gene Ontology annotation, molecular function: AMP binding; adenine phosphoribosyltransferase activity; adenine binding. The record is from RefSeq and is a predicted model, not a curated record. NCBI's taxonomy places the organism in Eukaryota, Metazoa, Chordata, Actinopteri, Blenniiformes, Blenniidae. Bases 41 to 589 code for a protein of 182 amino acids. Gene Ontology annotation, biological process: adenine salvage; AMP salvage.